Ctenocephalides felis (cat flea) is the source of this 3408-nucleotide messenger RNA. RefSeq names its product jouberin-like. The record is from RefSeq and is a predicted model, not a curated record. Bases 1 to 3408 code for a protein of 1135 amino acids. Gene Ontology annotation, biological process: motile cilium assembly. Gene Ontology annotation, molecular function: protein binding. Lineage: Eukaryota; Metazoa; Arthropoda; Insecta; Siphonaptera; Pulicidae. The transcript is spliced from 15 exons. Gene Ontology annotation, cellular component: ciliary basal body.
AUGUCUUCAUCUCCUAAAAAAGAAAAAGAAAGCAUAAGCCUUCUUAGUCAAACUAAAGCUAGAUUUGAUGCUGUUUUGCGAUCAGCUGUUAGAAAAUCUGAUGCUGCCAAAGCCAGCAUCACUACUUCUUCCUUAAAGCGCAGUUCUCGCGAUCCAUCAGAUCCCAAUGCAUUCUCAUCCCAGCAAAACUUAAUAGAUGAAUCACCCGAUCAAGAGAUACCGACACUAGAAUUAUUUAAACAGAAGAAAUCAAAGAGUCGAACAACCGAUGACAAUGAGACAUCAUUCGUUACAAAAACACCAUCUCACAGUAGCAAGAAAUCUCAAUCAAAUGACUUCUUUGAGUCGUCUUCAUCAUCAAGAAAGCCGUCUACAAUUAUUUCUGCAUCACGUUCCAAGUCCAAUAAAGCAGUGUUGAAACACGGUAGAAAUAAUAGUAGUUCUUUCGAAAGCAAUGAUGAAUCAUCUUCAGAUGAACAAUCUCAAAUUAAUCGCAAAGAUUCAAACAACAUUCCUACAGCCUCGUUUGUGGAUGAUAAUCAUGACACAGAACCCGAGGAAGAGCAUGAACUACCAAAACCAAAACCACUUCCCCGUCGAAAAUCAUUUAUGGUUAACGAUUCAAUGGAGCUUCCAUUAGAGAAACCAGUACCAAAAACAAGACAAAUUUAUAGCAGAAAGAAUUCGUCUGAUGACAAUAAAAUCGAACUAACUAAAAAUGAAUCCAGGAGUAAAAGAUCAGUUAAAGUAGAUCAUCCAGAUCUCAAAAGCAAAUGGAUGUUCCAAGCAGCAAAGGCGAUAACAAAAAUCAACCCUUGGACAAAAAGUGUUGGACCUCAACAUCGAAGCAAAAGUAGAAAAAAACGGGAACUUCUUGGUACCGAUUCAACUCCGAUUCGAAAAAGUGGUAAAAAUUUUGGAACCAAAGAUUCUGAAAAAGAUGAUGAUGAAGUUGUUGAAGGUCGCUCUUACAAAAAAGUUGUAGGUAUCAUCGUUCACAAUAUGUCUUGGUUAGGCCGAUCACUAUCGAAAGGAUUUUUAUUGCGGCCUUUUGUCAGAGUAUCAAUUUAUAAAACAACUAUGAAUAAACCUUUACACGAUCCUAUGAAAUCCCAACAUUUCAAUUGCUUGAGUAAAGAGAUCACUCCAAAAUGGGAAGAACUUCUUGUAUUUCCUAUAGACUAUGAUACCAUAGAAGAUAAAAAUACAGUUCUGUUUUUUGAAAUAUUUGAUAUGAAAGUUGGUUUCAAAAGAUCACAAGAUGUAGAACAUUGCUUGGCAUGGGCAUUUCUAAAACCAAUCGGUGUUAAUGGAAUGAAUAAUACUCAUAAUAAAUUGCAAUUGCAACUUUAUAAACCUAAAACUGAUGUUAGAGAAACUGAAGGAAUACAUGUAUUUGAUUGGUGGUCAUCAACCAGAAGAAAAAAAUAUCCAGGGACACUAUAUGUUACCGUCAAAAGCAAACAUAGAAAAAAGUCGGAUUUAAAACCAGCAUCUGAAGAAAAACAGCAGGAACGGAGCAAAAGUCAUAAUGACUUAACAAACGAAAGAACUAAGAAAAUUGCAAAAGAAGAACCAAGAACUUAUUCCUGGUCCAGAACUUCAGGUCAAGUAUGUAAAUUGCCUAAUUGUCGUUUGGUAAAAUUGCCUACCUUAGACAAGGGCAGUUUAUCAAUUCGCUUCAACCAUGCUGGUGAUUUAUUGGCAUGCGCAUGUGCUGAUACUUUCAAUAUAAAUGUAUACGAUAUUCCUGGGGGAACUUUUCGUUUCGAGCUCACUGGCCAUCAGGGUCUGGUGUACGACAUGUGCUGGACGCACAACGACAUGAAGCUACUCAGUGCUUCUUCUGAUAGAACGGUCUGCAUAUGGGACAUGAUUGAAGGAAAUUUAUCUCAGUUACUAUCACAUCCCUCGUUUGUAUAUGCCUGCGACGUGACAGUAUCUUCAAGACUGGCAGUGUCUGGUUGCUUUGAUCGUAUAGUGCGAAUUUGGCAACUUGCUUUGGAUCCUAUGUCUUUUUCUGAACCGCCGUCGUAUGAAUUAUAUCAAGAACUACCAGAUGAGCAUAAAGGAUACAUCACUGCUGUUUGUUUUGGAUCGGACAGCAGGACUGUGUAUAGCGGUGAUAGCGCAGGCAUUAUCAACGAAUGGUCAAGAACUUCUGAAGACUUUUGGCAGUGGACCAGACAUAUGUGUCCGGAACUCAAUGCUGUGGUGAACCGUCUUUGUUUGCAUCCAUCCGGAGAACGUCUUCUGGUCCAUGUUCGAGAUAAUAUUCUGCGGAUUAUACAUGUAGAAAGAGCUACUGUUGUCCGUUUAUUGAAAGGAGCUACAAAUUUUAGAAUACAAACAUCGGCUUGUUUUUCUCCUUGCGGCAAUUUGGUGUUAGGUGGCAGUGAGGAUGGUUUGGUGACCGUCUGGGACACCGAUAGUGGCCAUCGAAUAGCAGUUUACAAAUUUCCCUGGAUACCAGUGCAACAUGCAGACCAAGAAAAGAAUGAUGAACCUAUCACCGCCAUGGCAGCUGUAGAUUAUCAUCCGAAGGGUCAUGCAGCAGCAUUUUGCGCUUAUGGAUUCAGUACCAGCGUCUACGUGUGCAAAUAUGAUAGAAAUGCGGAUUCUAAUGUCAUUGGACUUACACUGUUCAAAGAAAGAUAUAAGGAAUCAGAGUUCAACAGUAAUGCAAGUGAAAUAUCAUUAAAUCAACAACCAGUGCAGUCAGAAGAGAAACAGAAAACCCACAAAAGAUCAACAGAGUCUGAUGCCAUAUAUCAAAAGCAUAAUGGAACUUCAAAUGAUGAUUUAAUAAAACCUAGCACAAGCCGAGCUGGUCAAGAUGGAAUCAAAUUAUCGGCUCUGAUCAGGAAAAUAGACAAUAUUCUGAGUCCAAUAAAAAGGACUAUUUCCAAACCGCAGUCACCUGAUGGAUUAAUAGACACUAGGUUUAUGAACACUCUGAGUGAAAUGAAAAGUCAGAAGCUGAAGAAACAGCCUAAGAAUACUCGUCAAGAACCUGUAAAUGAAAUAGUAGUCAUUGGUGAGCCUCAUCAACCUCCGAUGCAACCAGGAAGAAGCUUGAAUAAGAACCAUAAUUUGGAAAACAAUAAAACAAACUUUAAUACAGCUAUAUCGCAAGACAGUCUUAUGACUUCUAAUAGAAACCAUGAAGAUUCAUCUACUGCUGCUUCUGACGACGAGACUAUUACUUCAAGAAAUGAAGCUAGUAAUGCCAAUAAUCGAACUUAUAGCAUACAAAAUAAUUUCGAAGAAGAUUUAGUCCAAUCGUCGAGUUUUGCAGAAUCUUUGGUGACAGAUGAGGACUCUAACAAUGAUUCACCACGAGCCAGAAGACGAAAACAAAUAUCUGGUAAAAAAGUUGUUUCUCAUAAGGGUAAAAGAUGGAAAUAA